AUGCCGGCGACAGCAGGACGCGUGCGUAUGCCGCACAACAAUCGCAUGCACAGCAGCGCAGCGCUCAAGAUGACGAGCAUUUGGAAGAAUACGAUUGGCUACGAUCCGUAUGCAGCUGAAGAUGAGAAACAGGAAGCGACCGAGACUUCGUAUGAACAGGCAAAAGGGCUCAUGACACUUGCAAAACUGUCAAAUAAAGGGAACGAUGUCCGUGGCGCUUGUAAGAAAUGUGGCAAAGUAGGACAUUUGACAUUUCAGUGUCGAAAUCGUUUGGAUGUAACGGAGAAGCGCAUGAUAUUAUCGUCAGAUUCGUCUUCGUCUUCGGAUUUUUCAAGUGACGAGGAAGAAGCAGACAGCGACGAUGAAAAGGAAAAGCAAUUGUCUUUGCUCUGUCCGUCAUCACGUGGACGUAGCCGAAGUCGCAGUCGUAGCCCGAGAAGACGUCAUUGCAGACGGUCGAAAAGUCGCAGUUGCAGUCGUAAGACUAGUCGACGUCGCCGAGAGAGAUCAUCGUCCCGACGUCGUCGUUCAAGCCGCAGUCGCAGCUCGAGUGUUGAGUCGGAGACAGCAGAGAGUAAACGGAACCGCAAUAAACUUUUGGUGUCGAAGAAAGACGAGAAGCGAGCGAGUUUGUUGAAAAGGCACAAAACUCGGAAAGAGAAAGACCACAAACAUCGCCAUCGUCGCCACAGCGACCACGACUCGAAAAAGUCGCACUUGAAGAAAAAGCGGCGUCAGUGA
Messenger RNA from Peronospora belbahrii, 741 nucleotides. NCBI's taxonomy places the organism in Eukaryota, Oomycota, Peronosporomycetes, Peronosporales, Peronosporaceae. The record is from the annotation of a GenBank genome assembly.